Messenger RNA from Nicrophorus vespilloides, 1382 nucleotides. RefSeq names its product fatty acyl-CoA reductase 1-like. The record is from RefSeq and is a predicted model, not a curated record. The transcript is spliced from 6 exons. Gene Ontology annotation, cellular component: peroxisome. Lineage: Eukaryota; Metazoa; Arthropoda; Insecta; Coleoptera; Silphidae. Gene Ontology annotation, biological process: long-chain fatty-acyl-CoA metabolic process. The coding region runs from base 1 to 1314 and encodes 437 amino acids. Gene Ontology annotation, molecular function: alcohol-forming very long-chain fatty acyl-CoA reductase (NADP+) activity.
AUGGAAGAGUUUUAUAAGAAUAAAAAGAUUUUGGUGACAGGUGGUACCGGUUUCUUAGGAUCGAUACUUGUCGAGAAGCUUCUAAGAAGUUUUCCUGACAUAUCGAAGCUCUACUUGUUGGCUAGGAAGAAGGGAACAAUGAAUCUUACUGAGAGGAGCAAAAAAUACUUCAAAGAUCCUCUGUUUGAGCGAAUGAUUUACCUGAAUCCUAAUUACUACAAGAAAGUUAUUUGGAUCGAAGGAGAUUUGACAAAGCCUUGUCUGAACUUGUCCAAUGACGAUAUGGCUGUGAUCAAAACCGUGGAUAUUGUUAUACAUCUUGGGGCUUCGAUAAAUAUGCAGAAUCCACUUCACGAGAUGAUCAAGAAUAAUUUGUUAGGAACGGCGGAGCUGCUCAAGAUCUGCUUAGAUAACAAAAACAUAAAGUGUUUCAUGUACGUUUCAUCUGCUUUCUCUAACGCGAGGAAAUCAUGUUUUCGCAUCGAAGAGAAGAUAUACGAAUCAGUAGUAAAACCAGAAACGUUGCUGGAUAUAUAUAACGCUUUGACCAAUGACGAAUUGAAUGAAAUUGAAAACACGUUAAUGCAAGAUUGGCCCAAUUCGUAUACGUUUUCAAAAAAUGUGACCGAAUGUCAUUGCGACGCGUUUAAAGACCAAAUGAGUAUAGGUAUCUUCAGACCUGGAAAUAUAACUUCCAGUUUCUCCGAGCCGUAUCCAUUCUGGGUAAAAAGCAAAGCUGGUUUAGUAGGUGCCAUCAUGCUGGUAGGAUCAAAUACAUUGCCAAGUUAUUACAUAAAAAAUACGACAAUGACGCACGCCGUACCUGUCGAUAUGACAGCCAAUGCUCUAAUUGCAUGCACCUACGAUAUCGUCAAGAAUAAAUCAAAGGACACCAAAAUCUACAACUAUACUUCCAACAACAACCCUAUUACCUACCGCGAAGUAUGCACGCAUACAACAAAAAACGAACAGUCUUCCCUUAUUACUAACAACUAUUAUUGGAAUGCGAUCAAAAAUUUUAUUUUCAUGUACAUUCCAUUUCUAUUCAUGGAUAUUUUCCGAUUCUUCACGCGACAGAAAACAAAGUAUCUACGAAUAUAUGAGAAAAUCAAUCAAUUCGUAAACGCAAUUAGCUACUUUUCAAACAAACCUUUGAUUGUAGACAACGAUAAUUUGGAAAAUAUUUGGGAUUCGCUCAGCCAACAUGAUAAAGACUUGGUUCCGUUUAAUUUGAGGGUCAUUGAUUGGAAGGAUUAUUUCUAUAACCUGCCUUAUGGCAUUGAGCAAUAUUUGGGUAUUAAGAUGAAAUUUUAAUAUUUAUUUUUUAAAUAAUUUAUACGGAAUAAUAUGGAUACAUUUAGUUAUAGUAUAGUUAUAAUUUA